This is a messenger RNA of Rhipicephalus sanguineus (brown dog tick), 2313 nucleotides long. RefSeq names its product putative sodium-coupled neutral amino acid transporter 7. Gene Ontology annotation, biological process: amino acid transmembrane transport. Gene Ontology annotation, molecular function: amino acid transmembrane transporter activity. The transcript is spliced from 9 exons. Bases 332 to 1924 code for a protein of 530 amino acids. Lineage: Eukaryota; Metazoa; Arthropoda; Arachnida; Ixodida; Ixodidae. The record is from RefSeq and is a predicted model, not a curated record.
GAGGGCGAGGGGUAGUGCGGAAUCACACCGGCGAUGACGCUUGAUACAUUCAGAGCGUCCGCAGCCGGGUUUACUAGAGGUGUCAGAGGCCCUUCACUUUUCACUUUGGCCGCAGUUCGCUGCGCAAGCGCCGCAUGAUCUGCACGCUAACGAUUCGACCUUUUUCGCGACUAAUCCCAGGAAGCAGGGAGCGGGAGUGCAGACGGUUGAGUGCGGCAGGAAAAAAGCUAACCAACUAAGUGUCCCGCCGAGUGUGAAGGUCCGCCCUUCUGGUCGAGGGUGCGGAUGUUGAGACAGAGGUUUAUUUCGUUCCAGUAGGUGUCCUUCCGCCAUGCCUUCGCGCCGCAAAGGUACGGUCAGCUGCAGCGAGGCGUUCGCCUCGACGGCGGCCAACGGUAUAUCUGCGGGCGCCUACUAUCGGCGUGGCCCCGGCGGCAACUUCAUCCAGGACAGCUUCCACAGCUCCACCGACAUGCCCACGUAUAUCGCGUGGCAGACGCUGUCCACCGACUUGUCUGAGCGCAUGCGCCAGGGCUCGGUGCGUCUAAGCCGGACCAACACGCUCGAGUAUGCGCCCAUCGCCGAGGACGAUGAGAAGACGCCGUUGUUAAACAUACAGGACGCCGCGAGCUUCUCAAAGUCAUCCGUCUCCACGCCCACUGUUGAGCAAGGGGUCGCAUGGACUGUGGCCGCCUUCCUGUUGGUCAACUCUGCUUUGGGGGCCGGAGUGCUCAACUAUCCGGCUGCUUAUGAUCGCGCUGGCGGCAUUCUGGCGGCAACGCUCCUACAAAUACUCAUGAUCUGCUUGAACGUGGUGACCAUGCUGAUCCUGGGCUACUGCGCCGACCUGAAUGGUGACAAUACCUUCCACGACGUGCUGCUGACCACGUGUGGCCGCCGAGCCCAGCAGAUUGCAGCCGCAUCGAUCUUGCUAUCUUGCUACGGCGUCUGCAUCACCUUCCUCAUCGUCAUCGGUGACCAGUACGACCGGCUGUUCACAUCGCUGCUUGGUCCCCUCUUCUGCCACGAGUGGUACCUGAACCGCCAGUUCACCACGUGCGCCACUGCCGUGCUAUUCAUCCUGCCACUCUGCUACUUCCAGCGUCUGGACUUCCUCAAAUACGCCAGCACGCUCGGAAUCUUCGUCAUGCUGUACCCCGUUUUCCUGACGAUAUUUAUUUUUUCCACGGAAGAGCUGGAGAUAGUCACCAUGAAGACAAAACCGGACAGCCUUAUCGACCUUGUCGUGAUCCUGCCAGUCAUCUGCUUUGCGUACCAGGCGCACGAGGUUGUAGUCCCCAUCUACGCGAACAUGCGUGACAGACGACUGGCGAAUCUAGCCAAGGCCACAAUCCUGACCACCGCCUUCCUGUUCAUCAUUUACACGCUCAUGGGCACAUUUGGCUACAUGGCCUAUGGCUCGGUCGUCAAGCCGGACAUCAUGCAGAUGUUCGAUGCCUCCAAUCCUUGGGUCCUAUUCGGCAUCGUCGCCCUCAUAGUCAAGAUGGUCACCACGUACCCACUGCUCACCUUCUGCGGUCGGGGAGCCUUCGACGGCUUGUACGCAGAGUUUACGAAGCUACCAGCGAAGGAAUUUAUCAAAGGGGAGUCGCGGAGGCGCAUCUUCAUCACCACAGGCUGGUUUCUGACCACCGUUGGGUUCGCCACUUUCACAUCCAAUGUUGGCGUUGUGAUCGACCUGCUUGGCUGUUUGGCAGCUGCCAACAUAUUCAUUUUUCCAGGUCUCUGCCUUCUGGGCGUGUUUCACCAGCAAGAGAAAUUUGGCCUGAGGCGGCCCAUGGUAGCGUUUGCCAUCGGUGCCGUCAUGGUUGUCAUCGGCAGCUUCAUCUUCGGCGUGGUGCUGCUCAAUACCAUCAUGCAUGACAUCACCGAGGGCGACUCGCAUCACUUGCUUUGCACGUAACCGCGCUGUAACCCCCUCCCUUUCUCGGUGCCUGUUUAUAUUGAUAGAAGUGUGACUGCGCCAUCUUUUAUGCCGUUUUACGCUUUAAAUAUCUAACUUAAGUGUAGUAUGAAUUGUGGUUUUACUGCUUCCUGAUUAGCAUUGCUUUCUGAUCGAGUGCACGUGUUCUUGUGAGAAAUAAAUGCAAUCUCAGUACACCUUUUAUUACUCGACAUCUUGCGCCUGCUUUACCACGAUUGCUCUUUGUUGCUGCUGACCGGCCGUUUCACAAUGGAGACGCACAACGCGUACAAAUCUGUGGUGUUGUCAGAUUGUUGAUGUACGGAUUCCAUGAAAGGACGACACUUGGGAAGUACGACUGUUGUAAAAUAAAAUACUUUGUGUGGUAA